This is a messenger RNA of Saccoglossus kowalevskii, 1234 nucleotides long. RefSeq lists its product as uncharacterized. The record is from RefSeq and is a predicted model, not a curated record. Lineage: Eukaryota; Metazoa; Hemichordata; Enteropneusta; Harrimaniidae.
UGUUAUUAAAUCAAAUAUGAACAGACCCAAUAGUGUACCAGGUAAAAAUGGUAUAUUGCCAAUUUUUAGUAAACGAAAACGACCCAGACAAGCUGUGUUUGCUGACCCAGUUUCAAAUAUGCAGAGUAAUUCAAUAUCACAACAAGAACCAACUAUGAAUGCAGCAUGUCAUGGACAGAGUUUCAAUUACUUUCAUAGUAACUACAAUAAUAAUAAUACCAUUGGACCAUUAACUUCAAUGAGUAGCCAGUCAGCAGCUGGUAGUAACCAGAUACACCAAAAUCCGAGUAGACCAAGCUGUAACAAAAGAGCAAACACUUCUAGACCUUCAUCACAAUGGCAACAACAGCAGAGGAGUAGCACAAAAGUUCCAGAAUUACACCGCAUUCCACAGAGUAAUUCCAAUAACCCUGCAGCAAUGUUGCAAAGAGGUGGAAUACAAAGAAAUACCUCAUCAUUUGGUGGAGAACAGAGAACAAAGAAUUUUCAGCAUGGAAAUUUCAAUAGCACCAAUAAGAACAGUAAUACUCAGUUAAAAGGAAUAUUAAAGAAUAGUACACAGGGGAAAAUGAACCAAGGAAAUGUAUGGGAACAAGGGAAUACUAAUCCUAUCAGGCCUACAAUAACUAGACAAGGCAAUCCAACAACAGUUCCUUAUAGAAGACUGAUUUCCAGUACUGCAACUGGGUAUGGUAUGGAUAACUCACAGGAUAUAUUAUUUGGCAGCGGAAGUAAUCAAAAACAAGAGAAAACAAUAUCCCAGAAAGAAAACAGUAAAGCUACAGCCAAUCUUUCAAACAAUAUUGAUGAUGGAACGAAUGAUAUCCGCAUAAAACAACCAACACAGGACAAGUCUUUAAAAAUUAUUACUGCCACUAUUGAAGGAAUGAAGCAUUGGAAAGAAGUUUCUAGUAACAUCAAUUUACUGUUUGAAGUGUAUGCAAUGGUAGAUUCUGCUGUCUCUACAAGAACAGAUGGAUGUGGGAAACAAUUCAUUCUCAGAGAUACAAACAACUCAGUAAAGUGUAUCUUCUUUGAAAUUGAUCGUUCCAUACCAAAAAUAAUACGUGGUCAAUAUUAUAGAUGCAUUGGUAACCUCUUUGAAGACUCUGGUUGUUUCCACUGCGUAUCUAUAAGAAUAGCUACUCAACAGGAAUUGAAGCUAAUUAAGGUGAACAUAUCAGCCAGCGAUAAAGCAAUGAGAGAUGCUGUGUACUCAAUUUCUGAACCAUAA